Messenger RNA from Anguilla anguilla (European eel), 3383 nucleotides. RefSeq names its product trophoblast glycoprotein b (gene tpbg). Gene Ontology annotation, cellular component: plasma membrane. Gene Ontology annotation, molecular function: protein binding. The coding region runs from base 573 to 1709 and encodes 378 amino acids. The record is from RefSeq and is a predicted model, not a curated record. The transcript has a single exon. Gene Ontology annotation, biological process: negative regulation of canonical Wnt signaling pathway. NCBI's taxonomy places the organism in Eukaryota, Metazoa, Chordata, Actinopteri, Anguilliformes, Anguillidae.
GAGGAGGGAGCACGGUGAGGCCUGAGACCCCGGAAUAGGUGUGGGCGAAAAAGGGCUGUCUUUUUUUCACUCAGUUUAUUCACAAGCCGAUGUGAACUGUUUGACAUUUUUGCUAACUGACUAUAACUUGUGUCGACUCGGUCGUGAGUGAAUGCCACUGAAAUCAACUGAAGGAUUAAACAAUCGCAACAGGAGACUGGAAAAUUACCCUUUAUACGAAGCGGAAGACUGGUACCGGGCACGUAAAUGUGAGGCAUUGAAACUUUUCUCUUUGCUUAAAAUUGCACAAGAGUUCUGUUUGCAUGUAUAGGUGAUGAAUUGCACCGAGAGAAUCAAGUUUUGCCGUGUAUUACAGACGUGGAGCGACUUGAUCAGACUGAAAGACUGCUUUAUUUUCUAACCUACAUGAAACCAAUGCGAACAUUGCAAAAACUGACUCCAUAAAUAAUACUUGACCUCAAACAAUCUUAAAAAAAAAUAAUAAUAAUCAACGCAUCAUUUGGGACGUCGCGCUGUUUUCCUGUAACUUUUUGGAUUAGCCUAUUGACCAGCAUUUUGCAUAACGUUAAAAAAUGCUUGUUGCGUACCCAUUACUUAUCAAAAUUGUACGAAGUCACAAAGGACUUAAUAAGUUGAGUCUGGGUUUAUUGCUUGUCCUUGAGUUAGUGACGCUAGCCUCAUCCCAAAAUUGUCCAGUGAAUUGCACGUGUACAUCGACUGUUGUGGAAUGCAUUAACCAGGGUUUUACAGCAGUUCCCGAACAUCUACCGAAAGACGUCAAGGUCCUUUUCUUAAGUGGCAAUAACAUAACCCAACUCUCUGUGGACUCGUUCGCAGACCUUUUGACUCAGCUCACUGACCUGCAUCUGACAGGCAAUAAGAUUGAACAGGUUGAAGCAAACACUUUCACCAAUUUGCCUAGUCUGCGAUUGCUCGACAUAAGUAACAACAGAUUACUCUCCUUCAGUCCGGAAGCCUUGCUUAUCAACAACAGUCUACAGGAGCUCAACCUGAGCAGGUCCCUUUACAAUUACUCCUACAUCAAUGAGAUCUCCAACCUGCUCCAGAACGGGACCCCACAGCUGUCCGUGCUGGACCUGUCCAACAACAAUCUGCUCUAUCUCCCUGAGAACAUCUUCUCCAGCUUGUGGAACCUCAGCAGGCUUGACCUGAGGAACAACUCCCUCGUAUCCAUCAGGAACGGGACCCUGAGGGACCUGCGUCUGCUGAAUCUGGACCUGCGGGAGAACUCGCUGAAGGCGCUGCCCGACAGCACUCUGGCAGAGCUCAGCCAGAAGGGAAUGCAUCUGUGGCUGGGGGACAACCCCUGGAACUGUGACUGCAUUGAGGACCUGGUGCUGUGGCUGAGGAAGGCGGAGCAGGUGAUGGACAGGCAGGAGCUGGUCUGCGCAGAGCCAGAGAGGCUUAGGCAGGUGCGCCUGCUGCAGGUGAACAGGACCGAGCUCCAGUGCGCCUUCUCGAAGGACAUGAAGGGUGUGCUGGAGACAUCUUAUGUCUUCCUGGGCAUGGUGCUGGCACUCAUUGGGGUCAUCUUCCUGUUUGUCCUCUACCUUAACAGGAAGGGGAUCAAGAGGUGGAUGUACAACAUCCGUGAUGCAUGCAGAGACCACAUGGAGGGCUACCACUAUAGAUAUGAGAUCAACUCAGACCCCAGGCUCGCUAACCUCAGCCUCAACUCCGAUGUGUGACAGAGGGACAAGGGAGUGAGCGAGAGAAGGGUGGGGGCUGUUUCACCCCCUGUAUUAACGGCAUGGUGACUUGCUCUAGCUAUGCAUGACGACUUCUUAGUUACAAAGAGACUCCAGCCCCAAGCCUGCCCCCUCCCUGUAGACUCUUGCCUCUGCUGCAAAAUGGGGCUUUAGCUAGCCAGCCCUCUCCAACCACCCCACUGCCCACUGAGGCCGCACCCCCUCUUCCCACCCAUGUGAUGAGCUCUCUACUGAUGUGUUCUGUCAUCUUUUGAUGUUGUGGAAUGCUGCAUGGACCGGCAGGUACAGUGAGCCCUGUACCAGGGCAUUCUGACAGAGACUGACUGAAAAAAGUACUUUUUUCCAUACUGGGCAACUGCAGAGACUGAACAAAUUUAUGUUGUCAUAAUGUGACUGAGAAAUGCCUAUGUGCAUAUAUGCAUAUGCAUAUACAUGUAUACAUAUUUAUAUAUAUAUAUGUAUACUGUAGCGUAGUAUAUAUCCAUGCUGACAGCAGUAAGCAUUUGCCUUGGGAGAUGCCUCAUGUUAUCCCAGAAUUUUUUUUUUUUUUUUUUUUUUUUUUUUUUGCGCAAAUGCAGGGUACAUGUCAUUGUGCUUGUGUAGUGUUUGCUGUUAUCAGAUGAGUGGAUAUCUUUUUUUAUUAUUCUGAUUGAUGAUCAAAAUAGUGCAAAUUUGCCAUCUAUAGAUGGCUGCCAUGGUUAUCCCCCCAUUCUUCCUGAAAUAACUCUGCUUAAUGGGGUUGUUUUAUUGCAGGUUACAGAGGGAGGUGUAGCUGUGAAAUGGAAAUCUACUGUAGCUGUGAGAGUAGGAAAUCUUGCUGCAGAUUUGUUACACACACGCACUCACACACAGAGUUAUCUACUUUGUACACAUACCACUCAUGGUCUAUACAAUUCAUGUGGGCUACAUGCAUACCAGUGUACCACACUCAUGUAGGCACCGUACAAAAUGAAUAAACUACCCUCACUCCAUGUAGAGUACAUGCAGUUAAUGUUACAUUCACUCUAUACAAACCACACACACUACAUACACCACAUGGCCAUUCAUACUACAGAUAGUCAACAUAUGCCAGGUAUGAUUUAUGGACCAAAUUCCGUAUAAACUGUACACGCACACUGGCACUAGGAGGACUCAGUAGACACACUGAAUAUAUUGCACACUAAACACAAAUUCAGGAGACUGCAGUGUUCACUCAUUAGUGAGCAGGAAGUGCUGUGAGAGGAGACAGUCGCUGAGUAUCACUCAACCCCCACAAAACAGCAAUAACCUGGCUGAGGGGGAAAAGACAUAGCGUGAGCACAAUAAUCUUUAUUUGUGACAUAUGGCCAUUAAAUUCAGUUAAAAUGUGCAGUUGGCUAUAUUGUUCACUAUCAAGCUUUUCAAAAUCCUGAAAGUGUAGGAAAGAAGUGGGUGGGGGGUGGGGGUUGGGGGUCUAUGCCUAGAUCAGCAUUCCUGUUUAUGGUGCAGGAUAUGGAAAUCACUUCAACAAAAUUAUCUUUCCUCUGCUUGUAUUUAUUCAUUUAAUCGAGAAUGUAUGCAUGUAUUUUCCCCUGGGCCCUUUGUGCAAUAAUGCCAUAACAUUUCACUUUUUUGCGCUUUUAUGAUUAAAUGCAAAAAUUUUGCAAUAUUAAAAUAUUCUCUUGAGAAUGCAAA